GGCGGGGCUUCCUGUAUGCUGCCGCCGCCGGGUGUCCAUGGCCCGCACCCCCAAGCUGCCACUGCAGCAGUCAGAGUGGCGGCCAGAGGCUCGGUCCAUGCUGUACUCCCUGGACGGUGUUAGCGAGGCUGAGCAAGAGGCCUCGGUGUCUCGACACCUAAGAUUGCAAGGACGGAGCGUCACCAGGUCAGAGGACCAUGUUGCGCCGCAAACCCUCCAACGCCAACGAUAAAGAGCCCACUCAGAAGAGAAAGCUCUCACUCCAGCGCUCCAGCAGCUUCAAGGAUUUUGCCAAAUCCAAACCCAGCUCCCCCGUGGUGAGCGAGAAGGAAUUUAACCUGGAUGAUAAUAUUCCAGAAGAUGACUCAGGUGUCCCUCUCCCAGAAGAUUCCGGGAAGAGUGGCAAAAAGCUGGGGAAGAAGUGGAGGGCCGUGAUUUCCCGAACCAUGAACAGGAAGAUGGGCAAGAUGAUGGUGAAGGCCCUGUCAGAAGAGAUGGGAGACACUCUGGAGGAGGGCUCAGCCUCCCCGACUUCGCCAGACUGCAGCCUGGACAGCCCCAGCCCUGAGAAGAUGGCACUGGUCUUUUCUGAGCAGGAGCAGGAGCUUCCGGCACUUAGCCGCCAGGCAUCCACAGGCAGUGAGCUCUGCAGCCCCAGCCCAGGCUCUGGCAGCUUCGGAGAGGAACCACCUGCCCCACAGUACACAGGGCCCUUCUGUGGCAGGGCACGAGUCCACACCGACUUCACUCCCAGCCCCUAUGACCAUGACUCGCUGAAACUGCAGAAAGGAGAUGUGAUCCAGAUCAUUGAAAAGCCACCUGUGGGCACAUGGCUGGGCCUGCUCAAUGGCAGGCUGGGAUCCUUCAAGUUCAUCUAUGUGGAUGUGCUGCCUGAGGAGGCCGCAGGACCUGCCCGCCCCACCCGCCGACAAAGCAAGGGCAAGAGGCCCAAGCCCAAGACUCUGCAUGAGCUGCUGGAGCGCAUAGGCCUGGAGGAGCACACGUCCACCCUGCUGCUCAAUGGGUACCAGACACUGGAGGACUUCAAAGAGCUGCGGGAAACACACCUCAAUGAGCUGAACAUCAUGGACCCACAGCACCGGGCCAAGCUGCUCACAGCCGCCGAGCUGCUGCUGGACUACGACACCGGCAGCGAGGAGGCGGAAGAGGGCACCGAGAGCAGCCAGGAGCCAGCGGCAAACACAGUGUCUGAACCCAAGGUGGACAUUCCUCGAGACUCUGGCUGCUUCGAGGGCUCAGAGAGCGGGCGUGAUGAGACAGAGCUGGCGGGCCCUGAGGAGCAGCUGCAGGGCCUCUCCCUGGCCGGGGCGCCUUGAAGCAGAGGCAGCGGCACAGGCCAAGGCUGGGCCCCAGCAGCAAACACUGGGGAUGGGCCUGGCCUCCCACAGAGGCCCAGACCCCAGAGGACUGGUGCCGAGUCCGGCCCUGCUCCCCUAGCGGUGCCCAGGGCUGCGGAGGCCGGCCAAGGCCCUCCCUGUAGGCUUGGCUGGAGUGGAUGCGGAGCCACCCAAGGGCAUGUCCCACCCACCCAGCCCCCUCCCUCCACCAGCUACUGACAGCACAGAACUUCCAGGCACUGCCUGCUCCCAGUCACAGCAAGUGGGACAUUGCGGGCCCAUCCUACCCAUGUCCCUCACCACCGAGGCCCCCAAACCCUCCUCACCCUCACACCACUUUCCCCUGUCACACUGCUCCUGAAAAGGGGGCCAAGUCAAUGUUUCAGGUACGUUUCAAAACCCUAGGGAGGCUGGCCAUUUGAAAGGACCCUAACUCAUCAUGGGUCCAUACAGACUUCCCCGAACAUGGCUUGAAGAAAGCCACAUGGACCUUCCCCACAUUCCUUCUCCUUAACUUUUUGAGAGGUCUGGCCACUAAAUCGCCAUCUGACUUAAACCAAGUGCUUUCCCCAAUCAAGGUCUAGGACUGGUGAGGAUUAGAGUGGAUAUCGCUGAGGACCUUGCCAGCUCUGACAUUCUGUGACGUUAAAAGUCUGCUGUCCUGUCACCUGUGGCUGAGGACACCAGUGGGGUUUACUGAGGGAGCUGAAGGGACUUUGGGCUCCCAAAUGAAACAGCUCCUCCUGCUCAUUUGUUCCAUACCUCCCCACGUGACUCAAGCCAAGAUACAACUUCCCCCAGCUUAAAGCAAUAUGACCCUCCCUUUCCACUCCUGGCACCAUCCAACGACACUUCCCCUGAAGGCCAAUGGCAGAUAGAUCUGACUUCCAAGGACAGAACUGCCCCUCUGAAGCCAGAUGCAAGUCUGGACUCAGACUCGGCCCCUUGUAAGGGUUCUUAGAAACAAAGAAAGCAUGAAGCUUGACACUGGGGAGCCCACUACCCCCAACUCUGCUUUACAAGAGGUUUUGAUGUACCGAGUUCUAGAACAGGAGGAAGCUUCUCUGUCGGUGGGGGCCCUCCCUUGAUGUCAAUACCAAGUCUGUGCCCUGAAUUCCCAGAGUAAACCUUCCCCAGGGUCCAACUGGCCUGGGGACAGGGCCCACUAUGUCUAGGACGGCCUGCUUCGUGAACACACUUCUCGACCUACUAUGAAGAAUUUUGGUAAAAGCUACCUUGGGGAAAAGGUUUGGGUGUAAAUAUGAGGGGAUGGAGGCAGAUAAGUUGGCAGCAAUAAACAUAGGUAGAACUAAUUACAGUCUCCAGUUAUCUUGCCUAUGGAGAGAGGGUUGGAGGGUCACACCAGUAUCCUUUGAAGCUGGACUCAGCAAAAUGAUCUCCAAUGACCUUUCAGGAUCAUCUGUCCCUUCCCUGAAGAUGCUCACUGCCCUUGAUCCUGCCAACCUAACACUCCAGUUUGAAGCACUAACUGGCUCUGCCCUCCCUGUUAACCAGCAAUCCUCAGAAUACAGGAUCCCAGAGCCACAGGCCUUGCUGGGGUCUGAGAGUGUGGGUAUCUAUUUCCCUCUUCCUAGAAUGGUUAUUGAACAAGAGCCUUGAAGACCUCCACCAGUGAGGAAGGGCCCAUGCUAGAGGCUGUCCAGGGUCCAAAAGGGAGAAAUUUGGAUUCCGCAGGGCCUUCCCUCUGAGGCCACCUCUUUUUGGACCGCAUCCUGUCCCCACUGAAACUAUAGCAACUCCUGGGAGGUGGGACAGAGACAGAAAAACUCCGUUUCUGCCUUCACGAACUGCACUAGGGAUGGCAGACUGCGGUAAGAGCUGCCGCCAGAGUGAACACAAGGCUGCUCUGCUUCCAGGCUUUGUUCUCAGCUGUGCUCACACCACUGCCCUUAGUGGCUGUGGGCCACAGGCAGCUGCAACCAUUAUCCUCACCAGAGAAACCGGGAGUAGCUCAAACAGCCUCUAAGCUCCAAUGGUACCAUGUACUUGCUGCCAUUUAGUAGGCACCAACUGCGGUACCAGAAACCAAGCACUUGGCCUUUAUUCUCUCAGAUAAUCUCCGAAGUACCCUGCUCCUGCUUCCCCCCCCCCCACCGCCCAGGUACAUGCCAUCAUCUUCCCACUUUACAGAGGAGGAAACUGAAGCUCAGACAGGUUGAAGAAGUUGAGUAGGGAGUCCGACAACCUUUCAGAAGCCUCCUGCCCUCCAAAGGGCAAUCUGACCCUCUGUCAUGUGCCUUUGACACCCUUUGACCUGGCCAUUCCCCUCCUAGGACUUGAUCCACAGAAAGAGCCACACAAGUGCACAGAUAUAUGGACAAAGACGCUCAUAGCAGCUUUGUCUGCAAGGGUAAGCAAUUGGAAGCAAUGCAAAUGGGGAAUUAGAUACGUUAUAGUUCAUUCACAUAAUACUGUGCAGCCAUUAAUCAUGACAUGGUAGAAAAAUAUUUCAUAACACAGGGAAAAAUCUUUGUGAUUUUUUAUUGUUUAAUUAAAAAUUUUUAAAUUAUACAAUAAUGUACAAAUAUUCCUGUUGUAAAAGAAGUCUGUGCUGUAUCACGGGGGGCGGGGAAUGAGUACUAAAACAUUAUUUAUAGGGUGAUUCCAUUUUUAUUUAAGAAAAGGAAAACGUACAAAAGAAUAAAGACUAGAAAGAUCUGCACCAAAUGGUUACCAGUGAGACUAGUGUGGCGGGACUGGGGGAGGGAGGGAGAGAAGUGUUCACUUUGUACAUUCUUCUUGUGUUUGGAUUUUAAAAGUAUCUAUUAUUUUAUGUCUAUUUAAAAAGGAACAAUAUUUUAAGUUUUGAAAAAAAAAAAAAACUAAAUAAAUAGGCCCCAACCUCUGGCCUCCAAUGUGGAGCAGUAGCAAAGUCAUUCUCCUGCUGUCGUUUGGCACAGGCUUCUGGAAAGGUGAGGAGUGGGGGAUGAAUAACGCACAAAGUACUUAAAAUCCACACAAACUAAGGGGACCUUAUCAGAGUAGAUUCCGAAACCUUUUAAAAUCCUCGGGUAAUACCUAUCUAUUAGGCCUAAGCUGGGGAAAGGAAAAUAUCAGAAAAAGCAAAAUCAGACUGAGAAAGUGUUUUGAACUCCUCCCCACCCUAGGGAGGGGAGUGUGGAGUGUCUCAGAGCUAUCAGGCCCCAGUUUUGUCUACAGGCUGGACACAGGCUGAUAGCUAUGCAGAGACUCCAAUGAUCACAAGACUUUGGGAUAGGCAGCUGAGGAGGGGCAAUGAGGAAAUUGUACUCUACAGGCCAGGGCCUGAGGGAUAAGAAAGGCAGGGCCAGGUGGGGCUACAGCCCAGGGCCCUAAGUGCCUCCAUCAGGCAGGGCUGCCAGAACCUUUUCACCAGCCCAUGGACAUCUAGAAGAUGCUAAGGGCACCCUAUCCCAGCAAACCAAAGGCUGCGGUCCAAUUGGCUGAGUCUUCUCAGCUAGAACCCUCUAUCCCUUCCCCCAGCCUAGUAUUUCAGAAGCCUAGGCUCCCCUUGGGAGGGUGGGGGUGGGCUAGUCCAAGAGGGCAAGGAGGCUCUUCCUCUGACCUUGGGCCCCUCCAGGGCCUGGGGACAGCAAGUGGCAGCUCUCUCGGUCAGGUAAAGCCUAGCAGUUAAGAGUCUCGGCCAACCUGAGUUCAAAUCUUGGCUUUGUCACUUAGCUGGGUCACCCUGGAUAAGUUACUUAACCUCCUCAAGCCUCAUUUUCCAAAUCAAUAAGGUGCAAUAGUACUAGCCCCAUGGCGUUGUUACAAAGAUUGAAUGAACUAUUGUAUGUAAAAUACUUAGUAGAGUGUCCAACACAAAAUCAAUGCUUAAUGAAUGAUAAUAUAUAUCUGAUCCCCCAAAUUCACAUCACCUUGCUACCUCCAUUUCCCUCCAUUCAAGGCCCAUUUCACCUUGAAUCCCUAGUUAGU
Molecule: messenger RNA, 5291 nt
Organism: Panthera uncia (snow leopard)
Lineage: Eukaryota; Metazoa; Chordata; Mammalia; Carnivora; Felidae
Gene: SASH3
Product: SAM and SH3 domain containing 3
Exons: 8
Coding region: 198-1337 (379 amino acids)
Biological process (GO): positive regulation of B cell proliferation; positive regulation of immunoglobulin production; positive regulation of adaptive immune response
Cellular component (GO): cytoplasm; nucleus
Molecular function (GO): protein binding
Source: RefSeq, a predicted model, not a curated record